This is a messenger RNA of Nomia melanderi (Alkali bee), 4069 nucleotides long. It is a transcript of the gene Picot, whose product is annotated as putative inorganic phosphate cotransporter protein picot. Gene Ontology annotation, molecular function: transmembrane transporter activity. Gene Ontology annotation, cellular component: membrane. NCBI's taxonomy places the organism in Eukaryota, Metazoa, Arthropoda, Insecta, Hymenoptera, Halictidae. The record is from RefSeq and is a predicted model, not a curated record. Gene Ontology annotation, biological process: monoatomic anion transport; transmembrane transport.
GAUCGGUGACGUCGGGGAGCCCGUCGAAAGUAGAAAGUUCCGAUCGCGAUUGCUAGUGUCCCCCGGAGCGUUCCAGCUGGUUCUGUGACGCUCGAGACGAUCGCGGCUCCCGGGGACGUCAACGAACUUUCGAUCCCGAUAGAUUCCGUUUCAGACGUCACGUUAUCACCGCUCGAUCACAUGGGGAUAGCCAUUAACACGUCAAGUGCCAUGUCAGACACUGACGCUUCUGAAUUACUUGGAACCGUCGCACGAGAUAACGGACACUAAUGAAAAUGUUUAAUAACGUGACUGAGCUUAUAGUGUCAAUAGUAAUGCGAUGUAGUGAAUAAUUAUUGCUUCUUCCUAACGAGGAUACCUACAGAAAAAUGGUCAAGACUCUCGCGGCGCUUGUCAGAUGUAAUUUUAGACCCUUCUUUACACGGACUAUCCUUCGCCUGUGCACUUUCAUGAUAGUGUUAUUCGUAUGCAAUCUAGUGUUACGCAAUGCCACUGGAGAAUGCUAGGGGGUUCGAAUCGCGAUCGGUCGGUACGGAAGCCAUCUAUGUUCGCUGCGACGUUUCGGACGCCGAAGAUUUUCGGCUAGUUGAUCGAUGACCGACGUGACGCCUCCAUCGUGGACACGAUAGUGCGAGACAGUCGAAUGAAAUUGAUAGAGAUGAAUCGUCGACUCGCGAGACAGAUUAAGAUGGACGAAUUAGAUUACGACGGGAAGCUAGGCGACCAAGAACCGCCGGAGGGAAAGGGGACAGCUCUCAAGGGUUACUGGGAUCGCGCCACAUCGUCACCUUCAUGCUUUUCCUGGGCAUGGCGAACGCCUAUGUGAUGAGGACCAACAUGUCCGUGGCGAUCGUCGCGAUGGUGAACCACACAGCCCUCAGGGAUACAGACGAGCACGAUGUGGUGACCAACGAGUGCGGAUACGAUCACAACAUAACUGCCGCCGCGGCUAGCCACAGCGACGGUGACUUCCCGUGGGACAGCACGAUGCAGGGUUACUUGUUGAGCUCGUUCUUCUACGGGUACGUGAUCACGCAGAUACCGUUCGGCAUACUCGCGAAACGGUACGGGUCCAAGUACUUCCUAGGCGUCGGCAUGCUGAUCAACUCGGUGUUCGGGCUGUUGGUGCCUGUAUCGGCGAGGAAGGGAUACUAUUGGCUAAUGGGGGUUCGGUUCAUCCAGGGUCUGGGCGAGGGUCCAAUUGUGCCUUGCACGCACGCGAUGCUGGCCAAGUGGAUACCGCCGAAUGAACGCAGUAGGAUGGGAGCCUUCGUGUAUGCCGGUGCUCAAUUCGGUACGGUGAUAUCCAUGCCGUUGAGCGGAAUUCUGUCCGAGUACGGUUUCGACGGUGGCUGGCCAUCGAUCUUCUAUGUGUUCGGAGCGGUCGGCAGCCUUUGGUGCAUCGCGUUCCUGCUGAUGGUGUACGAGGACCCGGAGAGCCAUCCGCGCAUCGCCGAGGACGAGAAGAAGUAUAUACUGAGCGCUCUGUGGGGCAGCGCUGGAGCUUCGUCUCCUCCAGUGCCGUGGCGGUCCAUCGUUACGUCCUUCCCCUUCUGGGCUAUCUUGAUCGCUCACAUGGGCCAGAACUACGGAUACGAGACCUUGAUGACCGAGUUGCCGACUUUCAUGAAGCAGAUACUUCACUUCGACAUCAAAUCGAACGGCACUAUCUCCUCACUCCCGUACCUGGCCAUGUGGAUCUUCUCCAUGGUAAUCUCGCACGUGGCCGACUGGAUGAUCUCGACCGGCAAGUUCAACCAUACGUACACAAGGAAAAUCAUAAACAGCAUCGGCCAGUUCGGGCCGGCGAUCGCAUUGAUCGCCGCCUCGUUCACCAGCUGCAGCUCCUGGCUGACGGUGACGAUCCUGACCGUCGGCGUGGGCUUGAACGGUGGCAUCUAUUCCGGAUUCAAAGUGAACCACCUGGACAUCUCGCCGAGGUUCGCCGGCGUGCUGAUGUCCUUCACCAAUUGCCUGGCGAAUCUCGCCGGUCUUCUCGCCCCUAUCACCGCCGGAUAUAUAAUCGUCGGAACGCCGACGCAGGCGAAAUGGAGGCUGGUCUUCAUGAUCUCUGCGGGCGUGUACAUCGUGUGCGCGAUCUUCUACAUCAUCUUCGGCUCCGGGCAGAGGCAGUCGUGGGACAACCCGGACAAGGACGAGGAGAGGCACGAGAAGCAAGGCUUGGAGCCUGUGAAGACCAUAUCGGAGACGCAGCAUUGACAACGCGUCCGGCCGCGCGACGGACGCUCGUUCGCCGUUUCUCUCGUUCUCUCUUUUCCUCUUUCAUUUGCUCGCCUCAUCCGUGCCACCUUGCCGUCGACUCGACCGCGAGGGACCCGCUCGUUCGAGGAGACAACACGUUCGCUUCGAGGGCGUCCAUUCCUAUCGUGUUCGUGCGGAUCGCGCGAAUAAUUCAUGCAUCGACAGCUUAACGCCGUCGACAGAAGCGUCGACUCCGCGUUGGAGAACGCGGGUUGAUCCGAAAGACACCUUACGGACCAUCAAACGUCGAACAGCUCCUCCUGAACGCGUCAGCGUUGCGCUCGGAGGACUGUCUUAUUGAUUCGAGUCAAGCGCCUGGUUUCUACGCGAUAUUUAAAUGGAAUGAGAAAUGAGCGAAAGUGUGUGCCAGAACGUGCGUGCGAAUAUACGUGUCGCGGGGAGCAGAUAACGGAGAGACAAAGAGAGACAGAGAGAGAUCGAGGGGGAGAGGAGGGUCAGUGGAGGGUAGGAGAAGACAGAGAGUGAGAGCGAAUGAGAGAGCGAGAGUGAAAGAAGCGGAUAAAGUGAGUGAGCGAGUGAGAUAAGCGAGUGCAGAUUUUACAUUUUUAUAUAGCGUCCCUUUUCCUUUAACGAACACGUUACGUGCCUUACGACCGACAAUGCCAGAACAAAAAAACGAUAAAGAACCACCGGAGGGGUUCCCCGAAAAUCGGAGGAUUCCGUUGGACGGGCGGGUCUCUUCCGAUCGAAGCGGGCGCCGGCGUCCCUCGCGCGGCGGCCCGAAGAACGCUCGACGAUCGUCCCGGAAGCCGAAGACGAGUCCGGUAGCAGCAGCAGUAUUAGAGCAAAAUAUCCUCGCGUUCGUCAAGCCCUCCAUCUUCCGUCACGCCCUCGUCCGCGCGCCGCGCGUUUUACCGCAACACAACUGCCAUUUUGUAUUGUACAACUCGACGACGAAGGGAAUUAUUUUUCGAUCAAACGAGAGAGAUAGAGAGAACACGGUUCUCUCGGUCCACGAUCUCUCGCCGACGGGGGAAUCAUCGUGCCGAUCCACCUCGGAGAAAGCUGUUCGCACGGGAAACGGCCGCGCGCGUUGCCAAUACAACAAUGGUUUUAUACAUACUUGUAGAUAUUUCCACGCGUAUUCUUUCUACUAAGUUAUUAGCUGUUAGAUGAAUCAUUUGCUCCUACUUAUUUAUACGACGUGUACAAAGCGAAACAUAAGGAAACGAAGGAAAAGAGUGUUUCAAUUACGAAUCGUAUUGAAAUCCGAGGGUAAAAAAAAAUAAGGAAGAACAUUCGAAAGGAAAUGAUUUACACCUGCGUAGUGGAAUGCAUUUUUCUCUUUUCUUUAAUUAUAAUUGUUGUUGUCACUAUUAUUAUUAUUAUUAUUAUUAUUAUUAAUUAUUAUUAAUUAUUAAUACUACGUAAUAUUAUUAUUAUUAUUGUUAUUGUUAUUACAAAUUAUCAUCUUCAUCGACAUCAUAACGAUCAUCGCCAAUCGUGUCAUUUAUAUUAUUGCCAUCGAAAGGAAUUAUCGUCAUCUUCGUCAUCGUCAUUUGUCAUCGUCAUAGUGAAAAUAAUUAUCACCGUUAUCGCGCGACCGAUAUCUAUCUAAAUGCGUUACCGAAUCACCUUGUUACUGCAGGGGUAACACCGUUCUUUUCUUCCAUGAAGACGGACAGACCGACAGACAGACGGACGUACAGGAAACAGAGAGAAACAGUUACGAGUAUUCUUUUUCUAUCCGAUCUUACCGCAAGCGUGUCGCGUGCCCUCGCGGCGUCCUGUUCGACGCGACGCGUUCCGCAGUACCUGCGUUCUUCUGUGAUCACGUGCCAAGGAA